AUGACGGAGCAUCUAAGGACGGUUUUUGAUGACAAGGCCAGCCAGAAGCUGCCAGUGUUCGUGGGAUUUAUUACUGCAGGAUAUCCAAGCCCUCAGCUCACGGUGCCAUUGAUGCUGGCAAUGGAAGCCGGCGGGGUGGAUGUUAUCGAGCUGGGAAUCCCAUUCAGCGAACCUUCCGCUGAUGGUCCGGUGAUCCGGGAAUGUCAUGAAGUUGCUUUAUGGUACAAGGUAGACUUCAAGAUGUGUCUGAAGUUCAUCUCUGAAGCCCGGUUGAAGGGGUUGAAAGCCCCCGUGAUUCUAAUGGGCAAAGCUGAAGAAAAAAAAAACAUCAAUGAAGGUUAUUACAAUUCGGUGUUCUCAUAUGGCGAGCAAGCCGCGGUAGUCGAAGCCAAGGAAGCCGGCGCGAAUGGGUUCCUGAUCACCGAUCUACCGUUCGAAGAAGCUUUCCAGUUUCAAGUCUUAUGUGCCAGAUCUGGAUUAAGCUAUGUGCCGUUGAUAGCACCAAACACGUCGGACAGUAGGAUCCGCUUGUUGGCUUCGAAGGCCGAUUCGUUCAUCUACCUGGGGCCCACGGGAGCUAGAAGCCAGGUGGCAAGCUCACUGCCAGAGCUAGUGACGCGGAUCCGGAAGCUGGCGGUGCGGGCCGGCGGGAUCCCGAUCCCGCUGGUUGUCGGCUUCGGGAUCUCGACGGCGGCCCAGUUCGACUAUGUCGGCCGACUGGGGAACGGCGUCGUGGUGGGCUCAAAGCUGAUCGAGGUGGUCAACUCCAAAAGGAUCCCGAUCGACGCACUGACCAAGUUCUGCGAGGAGAUCUGCGGCAGAAGAAAGCCCAUCACAUCAACCACGUCCUCUCUGCCCAAUCCCCCCACGGCUACUGCUCCCGACUCACUCGUCAAUAGCAGGCCCGGAAGGUUCGGCAUCUUCGGUGGCAGGUACCUGCCCGAGGCAUUCAUCGGAAGCUUGCUAGAACUCGAGAGCUGCUAUCGGCAAGCCGUGGCGGACCCGAAAUUCCAAGCCGAGUUGAGAAGCCAUUACUCGUACCUGAACCGACCAUCGGAGUUGUACUUCGCCCAACGGCUCUCAGCGCAUGUCGGCGGGGCGAAGAUCUGGCUCAAGCGCGAAGAUCUCACUCUGACAGGCUCCCACAAAAUCAACAACGUCCUCGGCCAAAUCUUGCUCGCCCGGCGACUCGGUAAAACUCACAUCGUCGCCGAAUGUGCCGCCGGUCAUCAUGGCCUUGCAACCGCUACUCUUUGCAAAAAGUUCGCACUUAAGUGUUCCAUCUUUAUCGGCGAAGAAGAUCUGCGUAGACGCCCCGACUCUGUGCGCAAGAUUGAAAACCUGGGCGCAAAAGUCGUGAUUGUUACCAGUGGAAACAAAAAAUUGAAGGAUGCAAUCAAUGAUGCGAUGAGUGCAUGGGCCUCAGACUUUGACUCGACCCAUUAUCUGAUUGGCUCAGCGAUUGGGCCGCAUCCGUACCCGACAAUAGUGCGAGAUUUCCAGCGGGUGAUAGGAGAGGAGAUCCAAGAGCAGCUGCAAGCAAGGCAGGGAAGGUUACCGGAUGCAGUGGUGGCAUGUGUGGGUGGGGGAAGCAAUGCGAUAGGAGCCUUCCAUCCGUUUAUUGAGCAGCCGAGUGUGAGAUUGGUGGGUGUGGAAGCGGGCGGGACUGGGAUCGAUGAGGAGCAACACUCCGCCUCGUUGACUAAAGGGACCAGAGGGAUCUUCCAUGGCGCGUUGACCUACGUUCUGCAAGACCAAGCCGGCAAGAUCUGCUCCUCCCACUCGAUCUCCGCCGGGCUCGACUAUCCUGCCGUCGGGCCCGAGUUGGCCUGGCUGAAGGAGAACGGUCGGGCGGAGUUUUGCUCGGCCACAGACUUCGAGGCCAUCCAGGGCAUCAAAAUCUGCGCCGAAUUCGAGGACUUCUUGCCCUCGAUAGAAGCCGCUCAUGCUGUCAAUAGAACUAUCCAAGUGGCUAAAGAGCUCGGUAAAGCUGCUGAUGUCGUCCUUUGCUUGUCUGGCAGAGGCGAACCAAACUUCGAAGGCGUUCUCAGCCAAACCUGACUCAACUUUUUGUGAAUAC
Puccinia graminis f. sp. tritici CRL 75-36-700-3 is the source of this 2080-nucleotide messenger RNA. RefSeq names its product tryptophan synthase beta chain. The record is from RefSeq and is a predicted model, not a curated record. Gene Ontology annotation, cellular component: cytoplasm. The transcript is spliced from 9 exons. NCBI's taxonomy places the organism in Eukaryota, Fungi, Basidiomycota, Pucciniomycetes, Pucciniales, Pucciniaceae. Gene Ontology annotation, molecular function: tryptophan synthase activity. The coding region runs from base 1 to 2061 and encodes 686 amino acids. Gene Ontology annotation, biological process: L-tryptophan biosynthetic process.